Messenger RNA from Sceloporus undulatus (fence lizard), 901 nucleotides. RefSeq names its product kallikrein-14-like. The coding region runs from base 134 to 901 and encodes 255 amino acids. The record is from RefSeq and is a predicted model, not a curated record. Lineage: Eukaryota; Metazoa; Chordata; Lepidosauria; Squamata; Phrynosomatidae. Gene Ontology annotation, biological process: proteolysis. The transcript is spliced from 6 exons. Gene Ontology annotation, molecular function: serine-type endopeptidase activity.
UUUAAAUCUUACCUUCUCCACUACUUACUCCUUCAGACAACAUUUCGGAAGUAUCUCAUCUGGUGCUUCAUCAAAAGCGGUAGGAAAUUUCACAGGAAUAUUCAUAAGCUCCUGUUGAUCUACCAGCAAAACUAUGAAGCUCUUGGUCUUUGGGUUGCUUCUGAUGAGCUCUGAAGCCAUUGCACAGAAUGGGACAGGCGAGCGGAUCAUUGGGGGAUAUGCCUGCCCACAAGACUCCAGACCCUUCCAGGCUGCCCUUGUUACAGGACGCAGAGGCAACUGGAACAUUUAUUGUGGAGGGAGUUUAGUACAUCCAUGCUGGGUCCUCUCAGCAGCCCAUUGCAAACCGAGGAGACAAAUGAAAGUAUGCCUAGGGAAGCACAAUUUGAAGAGGAUUGAAAGGACAGAACAGUGCUUGAAUAUUGCUGAAGUCAAAGUGCACCCAGAAUAUGACCGAAGACAAAACAACAGGGAUUACAUGCUGCUGCGUCUUAACCCUUGUGCCCGAUUGACUAAGGCUGUAAGGACCGUUCAGCUACCAUCUGGCUGCCCCGAUGAUGGGAAGGCAUGCACCGUCUCAGGCUGGGGCACCACCAGAUCUCCUCAAGCCCAGCUUCCAGCACAGCUACAGUGUGCAGCUGUCAAUAUUGUCCCUGAACAGACAUGCAAUAAAGCAUAUCGUGGUGCUAUUACGCCAUUCAUGGUAUGUGCUGGAGUACCACAAGGAGGCACUGACUCUUGUCAGGGUGACUCUGGGGGCCCACUCAUCUGUAAUGGGCAGCUUGAAGGUGUGGUUUCUUGGGGCACAUAUGUCUGUGCACAGAAAGGGAAUCCAGGCGUAUAUGCCAAAGUCUGCUGCAUUGUGCCCUGGAUCCAGAAGACGGUCAACGGGACGUGGUGA